AUGAGAAACAGUCUACGUCGAUUCAAAUUGUUUUUAAACAAAUCAGUGAAAAUGUUUAAUCUAUAUCAACACAUGAAAGCAAAUAAUGAGGGUAAAGAACAAAAGGAACCGGAGACGACAGGUCACGACAGGUUUUAUCAGGAGCGUCCGAGGACCAGCUACAGGAAGAAGAAGAGACGCGGUGCCUGCAGGAGGGCUCAAUCGGCUGCUGAACUGAACCCUGAUUCUAUUGCAGCAGCGAACAGAAGGAACGCUUUCAGAAUACGCUCUGUUUCCACAGACAGGGAUGAAAGUGAAGACGCUGCGAAACAGGAUGAUGCUGAAGGAUCAUCGUGCGCUUGUAGUUCAAAAGAGAAUUCCGAACGUACUCCUCUAGUGGCGCAGAAAAUAGACUCAUUAGCGAAAUUACUGUUCAACAAGUCGCUGAUAGGCACCGCGUCUGGUAAAUCUUCACCUUCUGAACCACAAGCAUCGCCCAGAGUCGGUGAUCGUUCCAUGGAAAGCUCCGCUGCUCUAGCAAUCUGCACUGAAUAUUUGUCACAGACGUCCAGAUAUGACUUGCUCUCACAAUUGAGCGCUAUCGGUUCCCGGGCAAACAAGCAUUGGUUUGCAAUACACGACAAUUCCAUCAAAACUGAUAGACUUCUCACGUUGAUGCCUCUAACAAACAAGUGCCCCAUCGAACCGAACGAGAGGUCCAGAGGUCUCAUUAUGGAGUUAUUUCGGGCUCUGCACCAUCCAUAUAUCUGUCCAGUACUUGAUUUGGAACUGUGUAAUGGUCACGCUCUCGCAGUCUUGCCUUUCAAUGCUCGUGGCAGUUUGAGAGAUCUAAUUUACAAGAGUACCUGGAAUGAGGAAUAUUCCCGUAAAUACAGCUCAACGGGCACCGGUCUACCAGCGUGGCAAGUGGCCAGGUUCGGCCGACAGAUGCUCGAGGGUCUGAUGUUUCUUAAGGAGAAGGGGUUCCCGCCAUUCCGCCACUUGCAUUCUGGCAAUGUGGUCGUACAGAACGGGGUGGCAAGGAUAUGUGGUUUGGAGAACACUCUGAUUGGAGCACUCCCUCGAUGUCCGUUGGCACUGGCCGCUCCGCUCGAGCACGUGGAAACUCUGUCACUCGGUCACGUGCUGUUCGAAAUGUGCGCAGGCGCAGAAUUAGACAUCUCAUUACUACCGGACCUGUUACCAAGUUAUCCACAUGUUGUGGAGAUAAUAGAGCUGAUAUUUGGUGUCCGUACUCCGAGUCUGCACGAGUUGGUGUUGUGUGAACUGUUCAGAAAGAUAGACUUGCGUGAGAUGAAAGGUCCCUGUCUACCGAAUUUCAGUCAACGCCUCUCACAAUCGUGCCUAUCAUUGCUGGGCGAGGUGGCUCGGCGGCAGCCUGGCUCGCCCAGGACUCGAACCCCGCCACGACGUACCGGCCCCGCCUCUCCAGGUACUCCAACAGCACGGAGGAGACAUUUCCCGAUGGAACAGGACUACACCGAGGAGUGGCAGUGGUGAUAUCAAAUUAUGAUCCACAAUUAAUUAAAUUGGUGAUGAAAUUAAAUAAAUUGACAAUUAACAAAAAUAUGUACCCGAGUUUCAUUUUUUGCAUAACAUAUAUAUAUAUUUAUUAAAACGUGACUUCUUGACCGAUUACUACUAAUCCCUUCCUCGUAUGAAAAAUG
Achroia grisella is the source of this 1667-nucleotide messenger RNA. RefSeq names its product slowpoke-binding protein (gene Slob). The transcript is spliced from 11 exons. The coding region runs from base 1 to 1500 and encodes 499 amino acids. NCBI's taxonomy places the organism in Eukaryota, Metazoa, Arthropoda, Insecta, Lepidoptera, Pyralidae. The record is from RefSeq and is a predicted model, not a curated record.